Molecule: messenger RNA, 1233 nt
Organism: Diospyros lotus (date-plum)
Lineage: Eukaryota; Viridiplantae; Streptophyta; Magnoliopsida; Ericales; Ebenaceae
Exons: 4
Coding region: 1-1233 (410 amino acids)
Source: RefSeq, a predicted model, not a curated record
AUGAUGCACGGAAACGGCUCGGAGGCGCCGUUUCGGCGUUUCCGAACCUCGAGUUUGAUCACCCUCGCCGCCAUCUGCUUCCAAUCCUAUUGCUUCGUCGCUCUCGCCGUUGUCUGGUUCGUCGAAUCGCCGUCGUCCUUGUCGCACUCGCUGUCUGGUUUGUUUCGGUGCUCCUCGUCGUCUGCUUCCAGCCCUCCCCGUCUACUUCCAGCGCCUCGCUUCGUCGCCUUGGUCGUCGCCCUCGCCGUCGUGCCAUCGUCUUCUGCUUCGUCGCCAUUUGCUCGGUCAUAUAUGGCUCAUUCAACUUCAAGUUCAGGAUCUAGCAGCAGUAUUUCAUCAAAAAAUAAGGAUGAGGAAAAUAGUCUAUUAUGGAAAUAUGUGACUAGAAUGGAGAAAAUGGGAGAAGGAAGGGGUAGUUGGAAAUGGACUUGCAACUUUUGUGGUUUGCAAAAAUUUGGGACAUACACAAGAGUUAGGGCUCAUCUAUUAAGUAUCAGUGGGAAAGGAAUUGCUUGUUGUAAAAAGGUAAGUCCUGAAAUUAUAGUUGAGAUGAAAAAAGUUGAAAGAGAAGUUGAAGAAAUAUUAUCAAGUUUACAACAUAAGCAAGUGCCAUUACCGACUAGUAGUGUUUCUUUGGGGCCUUCUUUGUCUUUACAUGAACCAAGUGUUUUAGAACAUUUAAAGAAAAGAAAAUCCAUGGAUUCACCUCUUGCAAAAGCUUUUGACAUGCAAACUAGAGCACAAUUAGAUGCUGAGAUUGCUAGGAUGUUUUAUACUGGGGGUUUGCCUUUUAAUCUUGCUAGAAACCCAUAUUAUCUGAGUUCUUAUUCAUUUGCUGCUAAUCAUCCAUUAAGUGGUUAUGUGCCUCCGGGUUAUAAUAAGUUAAGGACCACAUUACUUCAACAAGAAAAGGUAAAUGUUGAAAAAUUGCUAGAACCUAUUAAAAGCACUUGGUUGGGAAAAGGUGUUAGCAUUGUUACUGAUGGUUGGAGUGACCCACAGAGAAGACCCUUGAUUAAUUUUUUGGUUGUUUCUGAAAAUGGUCCAAUGUUUAUCAAAUCUGUGAAUUGUUCAGGUGAAGUAAAGGAUAAACAAUUUAUUGCUAAUUUGAUGAAAGAGGUAAUAGAUGAAGUUGGUGACCAAAAAGUUGUACAAAUCAUUACUGAUAAUGCUGCUAAUUGCAAGGGAGCUGGGGAAAUCAUUGAGGACGUGCACUUGAAGCAAUGGUUAUGA